AGAGAAGAAGCACAUACGGUAACCAAGGAAGACAAUAGAGACGCUGGUCACUGCAUUGCAUCGCACUGCACUGACUGCUCUGUAUCGGCAGCCAUAGCUAGACUAUUGGUUGAUUGAGUAUUGUAUUGUGAUUGGUGUCAGCAACUUGCUUUUGGAAGAACUGGCUGACAAGCAACCAUCCUCAUAAGUUCAAUCAUUUCAUCCCAUUGAGCGCACAAGAGUUCAAGUUGGAAUUGAAUCUUCAAUCGAGGCUCUGAUCUCCUACGUACCGUAAUCGACGAGUACGAAGAGGAAGACCGGGUUCCUCAAGUUUGUGAGUGACGAAGUGAAGGAGACACAUCAAAAGGAGAUCCAGAACACCCAAGCUACUACGUCCUUCAGUAGAAGUGCUACAACAAUCCACAUCGCAUCACAUCACUUUGCAUCAGUCAUGAAAGAACGGGCAGCCAGUCCACAACGUCCUACUCCUGUUGGAGAUCCGUUUAAAACGCCUCCACCAUCUCCUCCUCGUCGUCAACCUGCACUACUUGACACUCCACCUCCUUCCUUGUCCCGAUCGAUCAGUGCUCCUCCCGAUCAACCUUAUUUUCCGCACAAUCGCGAUCGUUCUCCGCGACGCAACAAUCCCAGUACACGCAGUCGAACGCCUUCACCCGCCAGUGAUUCCGAAUGCGACCGUCAUGGCGCUCUUCUACGAGGUUGGACUACCGAUGACAGUGGCGCCCUGCAUCGACAAGAUGCCGCACGAUUUCCAACUCGCACGGGAAGUCUCAAACAGAGCAGUCCCAAAAAAGGACCCUCCAAAAGCAAAUUGCUACGGUCGUUUAGUGGUGGUAGCAAUCAGAGUAGUAGCAAAACCAGCGCGACAGAUAUGGAACGCAAUUCCUAUCAUCCUCGCAGCAUGUCGUCCUUGUUUCAUGUCAAUUUCAAAAAGUCACCCGAAUUGACUCAAAUUGAAGAAUUCGAACGCAUCGAUGCAUCCCUCAAAAAUGAACUCUGGUAUUUUGCCAAAGAGCUCAAAUAUUUAAUGGCAUCCGAAGUCGAACGCAAUCGCAAAUACGAAGAGGGUGAAUUGUCCGAACAGGAGAAUGCAAAAUCUGCGGCGGAUGAAGAAGAAUUGUGUUGUUGGAGAGGCCUAGAGCAUGUCUGGGAGGGAGACGAUCGAUCCAAUCGGAUACGACAAACCGUCGCCGGUAUUGUCCACUGGUAUCGGGAUGCCAAAGAAAUGGGAUACAACGAUCCCGAUGAAUUGCGGAUUGUCAGCAAGGCACGGACUAAAAACGAUCGUACCAAAGCACAGAAAAAAGCUUCCGCCGAUGCCCUGUACAUGAAGAAACUGCACAAACACGAACAACACGCUGCCAAUCCUUCCUCGUCGCACUCCCAUCACCAUUCGACAUCGUCCGGUCUUUCCCCCAAACGCAUGGCACGACGCAUUUCCAAAACAUUUGCGCCAUUGCCAAAAUUACAUUGGAGUCCCAAACCAAACAAAAAAACUACCUCUUUGACAGUGUAA
Seminavis robusta is the source of this 1516-nucleotide messenger RNA. NCBI's taxonomy places the organism in Eukaryota, Bacillariophyta, Bacillariophyceae, Naviculales, Naviculaceae. The record is from the annotation of a GenBank genome assembly.